AUGCCUAACACGAACCCUACGAUGGACACAGCGUCAACGCUGGAAUAUGUGCUGCGCAAGGCCCGAGACGAGGCUGCGGUGCGUGUGCUGCCAAUCGGCUGCGUCACUAAGCAGAGCAAGGGCGCCGAGCUUGCAGAGAUGGGCGAGCUUGCCGAAGCUGGCGCAAUUGGCUUCAGUGACGACGGCAACCCGGUCGUAAACUCCAACAUCAUGCGACAAGCUCUCAGCUACAGUUCCGCGUUGGGGCUGCCCAUCAUCAACCACUGCGAAGAACCCUCGCUUUUCCACGGCGGUUCGAUGAACGAAGGCUGGAUAUCCAACCGACUCGGCAUCAAGGGCAUCCCCAACUCCGCCGAGGACAUCAUGGUAGCGCGCGACAUCAACCUCGCCGAACUCACCGGCGGUCGCUACCAUGUGGCGCACCUGAGCACUGCGGGCGCGCUUGAACUCGUGCGCCGCGCCAAAGAGCGAGGCAUGAAGAAUGUAACCGCCGAGGUCACGCCACACCACCUGACCCUGACCGACGAGGCAAUUCUCGGCAGGACCGCAGAUGGCAGUAACGGCUCAGGAGCAUACGCGCCGCUCACUUCAGCCGCCUACGACACCACCGCCAAGGUCAACCCGCCGCUGCGCGAGCAAGCUGAUAUGGAAGCCAUGAUUCAGGGCUUGCGCGAUGGCGUCAUAGACCUCAUCGCCACCGACCACGCGCCGCACAACCGCACCGACAAGGAAUGCACCUUCCACGAGGCAGCAUUCGGCAUCAGCACGCUGGAGACCGCGCUCGGUCAGCUCAUGGCGCUCGUUCACAGCGGCGCAAUCGACCUCCCCCUGCUCAUCGAGAAGAUGACUCUAGCACCAGCCCGAUUUCUGCGCCGAACCGACAUCGGCACACUGAAGCAAGGCGCGCCCGCCGACAUCACCAUCAUCAAUCCCGAAACCGAGUGGGUCGUGGACACCGCACAGUUCGCCUCCAAGGCAAUGCCACAAACCAAACCCGCCCACCUAGUCCUUGAAGACGGCUCCACGUACCGCGGCUAUGCGUUCGGCGCACAAACCUCCGCGCACGGCGAGGUCGUCUUCGCCACCUCGAUGACCGGCUAUCAGGAGAUGCUCACCGACCCGUCGUUCGCCGGGCAGAUUGUCGUGCCCACAUACCCGCUGAUGGGCAACUACGGCAUCAACUCGCGCGACAUCGAAUCGCGCCGCGUGCAGGUCUCCGGAUUCGUCGUGCGCGAGCACAGCCUGCGCCCCAGCCACUCCAUGAGCGAUAUGACGCUCGAUGCCUACCUGCAGUCCGAGGGCAUCGCAGGUAUCAGCGGCGUCGAUACGCGCGCCAUCACGCGCAGGCUGCGGACUCAGGGCGUCAUGAUGGGCGCGAUCGGCGUUGACGAAUCACCCGAGGCCACGCUCGCUCGCCUUGAGGAAAUCCCCGCCUACGGCGAUCUCGACUUCGUGCGGCAGGUCACGACCAAAAGCGCAUACGACUGGGACAGUCCACUGUGGCAGAAGCCCGCGCCCGAAACCACGCGGCGCGUCCUCGUCAGCGACUUUGGAUUGAAGUACAACAUCCUGCGCAUGCUGCGUUCUCGCGGCUGCGAGGUCAUCGCUAUGCCCGCCACCGCGUCCGCGCAGGACAUUAUCGACCGCAAUCCGGACGGCGUGAUGCUCUCCCCCGGACCCGGCGACCCCGAGCUUCUCGACUACGCCGUGGAGACGACGAAAGGGCUGCUCGGCAGGCUACCAGUCUUCGGCAUCUGCCUCGGCAAUCAGGUCGUCGGGCGCGCAGUAGGCGGCGGCACGUUCAAGCUCAAAUUCGGGUCAUCGCGGCGCUAA
This is a messenger RNA of Geodia barretti, 1833 nucleotides long. NCBI's taxonomy places the organism in Eukaryota, Metazoa, Porifera, Demospongiae, Tetractinellida, Geodiidae. The record is from the annotation of a GenBank genome assembly.